AUGUGCGGGAUGGGUACGAUCGAUCUACGCGCCAUAAAUCACCGAUAUAAUGCGCUCCCAUCCCCAACUCGUCCGAUAGAAGAGGAUAUGCCGAUGGAUCUGGAAGCAAAAAUGAAACUACAAUACACAAUGUCGAAGCGCAGGAAACUUGGCUACGGAUGGUUUAGUUCGCUUUUGCUCUGUUUAAUCGCACUAACAGAAAUGAUUUCAAAUGUUUGUAGCCUGAAAGAUCUAAAAAUAUUCGUCCCGGAGGCGGUCAUAAUGGGCAAUGCGGCGACCUUAUCUUGUCAAUUCGAACUGGAAAAGGCAACACUUUACUCCGUUCGAUGGUAUUUUGAAGGCGAAGAGUUCUAUCGUUUCGUCCCGAAGGAAUCACCCCCGGCACGUACGUUCCCGGUGUCGGGCAUCACGGUGGAUGGCACACAAUCGGAUGCCACGUCCGUUACGCUGCGGGGCGUAACCCGCGACCUAACCGGUCAGUUCCAGUGCGAAGUAUCCGAGGACGCACCCCUCUUCCACACCGACAUCCGGCAGGCACGUAUGCAGGUGGUCGAGCUGCCCAAGGAGGACCCGUUGAUGCAGGUGGACAAAACGCACAUCACUACGCUGGACAAUUUCCGGGCGGUCUGUACCGUGGGGACAUCCUUUCCGGCUGCCAACAUUACCUGGUACAUCAACACGAAGCGGAUUCACCGAUCACCGUAUCAACGCAUCACGUACCGUUCGUACGAAGGGACGCCCACCUUCUCCUCGCUCGAGAUGUUCCCGCACAGUCAGGUACUGCAAGACAUCUACCAGUCGAUGCCACCGUUCCACACCAGCCUCACCGUCAUGUGUGAGAUCUCGAUCUUGCACAUCUACACCAAGAGCGCCCAGCAGCGCAUCCUGGUGAGCGAUCUCGUGACGACCAUCUCGCCGAACCUGCUCGGCCUGGAUGGUUCGAACAAUCGGCGAAAAAACAACGGUGACCCAGACAAUUCCCCCCUGACCGGGGGUACCGUCCGGCUGGCCGGUCAUACACCGGUGCUGCUGCUGCUGCUGGUACUGCUCGGUCUGCGGGCAGUCAGUACCGUGCUGCACUGGCACGGACAGCUGACGGAUCGUUCAUCCGGGUUGUGA
This is a messenger RNA of Anopheles marshallii, 1119 nucleotides long. RefSeq lists its product as uncharacterized. The record is from RefSeq and is a predicted model, not a curated record. Bases 1 to 1119 code for a protein of 372 amino acids. The transcript is spliced from 7 exons. Lineage: Eukaryota; Metazoa; Arthropoda; Insecta; Diptera; Culicidae.